Messenger RNA from Trichobilharzia szidati, 1893 nucleotides. The record is from the annotation of a GenBank genome assembly. Lineage: Eukaryota; Metazoa; Platyhelminthes; Trematoda; Strigeidida; Schistosomatidae.
CGUCACCACAUCAUUUUGUAAUGAUGAUUAGUGGUGUUCGGAGAGAAGAGUGAAAAGGUCUUAAAACAAAAAGCGAACACAAACAAAAUCUAAAUAAUAAUACUUUGAUACACACGUUAAUCCAUGUGUCAGGGUAAUAAAUUUAUCAGGAGCAUAAUUGGAAUUAUAGGCAUAAUUACUAUAUUUUCACAUAUUAUUUCAGCUACUUUAUGGAUUACUUAUUUACUGGGAUGGCGUAUCAAUCGUAAAUUGAAAUAUAGAACUAAAAAUCAAAAUUUAAAUAAUAAUCAUAAUAAUAAUCGUCCCACUGAAAGACGACGAGAAGUGCAAGUAAAUGAAAAUGGAGUAAAUGUCAGACAACCGAAUAGAGAUAUUAUAUCUCAACAGAAGUUAGUAUGGCCCGUCUGUUCAUUGAGAAUGUCAACACAACUGAUUAUAUUUUCAAUGGAAAUCGCCUACAUUUUAGGUUGUUGUACAGAUUUGAUGAGAUUAAUUUAUCUUUCGAUAACUGGUGAUGAUUUACGCUUAUUGUUCAGUGAAUGGUCCUGUAGAAUACAAAUAUUUCUUUCAUUUACAACUUGUGAUCUAUCUGGAUGGCAUUUUGUCUUUCUAUGCAUUGAACGUUGUUAUAUAACACUAUUUCCUAGAAAAUAUUACAGUAUGAGCCAUUCAUCGUUUGGACCAGCUUUAUCGAUGAUUGUAUUUGCUUAUACAAUUAGUGUUGCUACAAAUAUUUUCCUAUUAAUACCUACUCAACAUGUUUGCUAUGGAUUCUACGACAGUCCUGCAGUGAAUUCAGUAAAAUUUCUAUUCACCCUAAUCAUACCUGUAUUGACUACAACAAUAUCCACUAUAGUCAUGACGAAUGUUCUCGUCAAAUGGAAAUUGAAGAAAAUGAAGUCAAGAUCAACCGCACCCUCUCGUUUCAAUAAUUCAACCAGAAUUAAGACUGUGGACAAUCCAUCUACCUCAAAUAAAAGUAGGACAACUCGUGCUUCACUGACAUCUGCCUCUUCAAUUAAACAGAGGACUAAUCAAUUGAUUGGCGCUGGGAAAUUGAUUGUUUAUAAUACAUCAGCUAGGAUAACUGUAGCAAAAAUGAUGUUAAUCUGUGCACUCUUAUACCUUUACACCUUAUUAUCGUUGUUUGUAUUCGGUAGAGUAUACAGCAGAUACUGUUGUUUUCUAACGGCUAGUCAAAAUUGUAAUUGGAAUGACUAUCUCUUCAAUUUACUGUCAAUUCUGCAUUGGACCACUUUAUCAAUUACUAGUUAUGUUCUUAUGUUCGGUGCUGUGACGAUACGACAAGAUAUACACACUAUACUGUUAUUUGUAUGGCUUAAAUUUUUCAAAAAAUCUCUGUAAUUCAUCAGGUUUCAUGAUUAUUUCGAUUGCAUUUAGCGUAUACAUUUUUGACAACAACAGUCCACAUAUAUAUAUGUCUGCGUUCACCAUACUUGAAUGUGAGCACCAAAGUGGCAUUUUUUAAAUACCUCCUCAAUAUGCAUAAAUAGGAUUGUAGUAUAGAUUCUGUUCCAUUAUAAUCUACUUACUUAUUUGUUGUCAUUAUCAGUAUGUCCUUUAACAAAUUUACAAGUAGAAUUACUUAUUUUCAUCUCAUGUUUCGGUAAGUCUCAAUGUACUAAGAGUUAGAUGUCAAGAUUUCAUUUAGAAAGAGUGUUUAUUACCUCAACUGUUGUAUUUUUGGGAAGAGAUUUAUGUAUUUACACUAUAAAUGCUAAUCACCAUUUAUCUCCAAUUGGAUUUACUCCUCAUAUUUUCAGAAAGUGCCCCCCUAGAUAAAUCUCAAGUUUUGAUUACUUUAAUGUCUACUUCACUGUAAAUAUUUUAUUCACAAACAUCAUUGAAAGUUUUAUUAAUAAAGAUUGAACA